AGGAUAACGUUCACCAGCAGCUCCCGUCCUCUCGCGGGUUCCCCUAUGAGGCAGGAAAUCAUCGCCCUUCCCGUUGGUUCGUCCCUCCGAGUCACUGGUCAUGGGGCAAGCAUUGCCGACGCGUCGUCCAGGCUCAUACCUGCCGGUGCCCACUCAUUCAUUACCGCCCGUGUAUUGGAUGCAGGUCAUGCUUACGAAACAGCGAAGACGAAGUGGUUGAAGAAGGCAACAGACGGGAAGAAAAAUACUUGGCAGACUAUGAAGAGAGCGCUGAACGGAAUCAAGACGAGGAUAUCGUCGAAGUCCUUGCCGUUGCACAUUUCAGAUCGCAUUCCUCUCGAAGUGUUUGAAGUCAUCAUUGACUAUAUGCCCAUAUCUACCUUGCUGAAUGCCGUGUUGGUCUGUCACGCCUGGCAUUCCCGAGCCAGUCGCCACCUCUAUUCAACAGUCGUGAUCAAGUCGCGCACGCAGUACGACCUGCUGGUCGAGCAGUCCCGCACGUCGCCUCGCGUCAAGCAAUGGCUUGCGACCACCCGCGACCUCGUGGUACUUUGUUCCUACAACUCAAAACGAGAAGGGAUCUCCUUUCUCAAUUCCCUGCCUCUCGUCUUCGCCCACACAUUACCUGCUCUCCGAGUACUCGACAUCCGUCGCAUGCUGUGUUACAACAUGCACCCGACGUUCUAUCAUGCCCUCCGUCACUUCACCCACAUCAUGUCGCUGCGCUUAGACGAUGCUGUGCUGGGGAACGUUGCGCAGCUGCGGCGGAUCGUCUGUGCGUUUCCGCACCUCGAAGACCUUGCCUUAGACCGAGUGACUUUCAGACAGCCACAUUACGCCGUGGCCUCGCCACCCCGCCAUCGGCUAGACACUUCAUUCCCACCUGAAUCCAACAUAGUACGACUCAAAGCCCUUACAAUUUCUGCUCAUCCAAAUGCCGGUCCAGAAUCCUUCAUAAGCCAAGCCGGCUGGCUCGUGUCCUCUGUAUCGUGUGUGUCCCUCCGCGAUUUGGCUGUAUGCGUCUUGUGUAAGGACGAUCUCAAUCUUGAACUCGCUUGUGAGCAAGUCAAUCGACUCCUCGAGGCAAGCGGGCCGUCUUUGAUAUCCUUUCAUCGGAUAUAUGACUUUUGGCAUGGUCAGAGCUCACUCGAACUCACGCGGGCAAUCACUAACACAAAGACAAUCCACAGGUUAUCCCCUGGGCAGAUUCAGCCUUGUCCACAACACGUCCCUGCAAAACCUGAAACUCGACUUGAAUAUCCACGUCGACAGGCCAGACGGUAACUGGCGAGCGGUGGCGGCCGAGCUGGGUGCUACCCUCUCCACGAUCCGGAGUUCCCAGGUCGAGCACAUCAGUGUCAAUACCACGAUCUACUUUGCGCUCGGCCGCUUGCCAACAGACGGGGAGGCUGUAUCCUAUCAAACGGGGAGCUCGAGGCC
This is a messenger RNA of Fomitopsis serialis, 1440 nucleotides long. RefSeq lists its product as uncharacterized. Bases 46 to 1284 code for a protein of 412 amino acids. The transcript is spliced from 2 exons. Gene Ontology annotation, molecular function: protein binding. The record is from RefSeq and is a predicted model, not a curated record. NCBI's taxonomy places the organism in Eukaryota, Fungi, Basidiomycota, Agaricomycetes, Polyporales, Fomitopsidaceae.